UUCAAGUGAGGCUGGACCACCAGUAAAAAAUCAGUUUACUGCUCUGGGGCUCCAAAUACCCAGGUGCCCAAACACGCCACAUUCACUGGCAGUUACAACUUUGGACCAUCAAAAUGUGUGAUGUGUUUCCUCACAUCCAUGAUCACAACUCCUGGAGGACAAAGCCCAGUAGGAGCGAGAGCAGCUCCAACACCAACAGGGUCUUCGUGCACCGCCUGGAUGGUGAUGUGUUGUUUUGCUGACUGUGCGUUUGGUUGAGUGAUGAGUAAGUUUGAUGUGUCGCUGCUGUUCAGAAACCGACAUGGUUGUAUGAGGAGAGCUGUGGAUAGAAGCGUGGAAGAGUGGAGUGAAGUCACCACAGGCACUCGAUACUGGCGUGCUAUACUUCAGCUAAACCACUGGUAUCCAACCAGCAUUGCAACAUGCAAAUCGAGCAGGUGUCACCAGGGAGGGACUGCGGUGGAAACAUGUUGAGAAUAACUCCCAUGUGGCGAAUAAAAAGCUCUUCAGCUUCACUGAGAGGAAGAUGCAGACUCUCCCGUGUCAGAGAAAGACACCGCCGGGCUGUUAAAUGGCGAGGUCAGACUGGCAACCCGCUGCUGUGUUUCUCAGGGAUGUAAAAGUUACGGUGUAAUAAAAAAAUGUGACUUUAAAAGUUUUCUGAGAAGCGGGAAAAAGAGCGACGUUGCGACUGAGAGCGGCUUUCUCUCCCAGAUGGAGACAGACCUGAGGCUGGAGUCAAGUCUGUGGGUCGGGAGUAAGAGACACCGGGCAGUGCUGACAGGCUGGUAUUUCAACUGGACCGAGGUAGAUAAGAAGAAUCGCGAUAAGAAAACAAUCUCAGUACCUGUGGCGGAGGUGGUUGGAGUGGAGGAGGGCCGGGUGGAGAUCCUGCCCCAGAAAUCGGUUGAGGAUAAAGACAAAGACUUCACAGUUUUCUAUGUGAAGCGCAGCAGCAGUGGGGGAUCUUCUGGGUUGCUAUGGAGACUGGGCCGGACCCAGUUCAGCUGCCCCAGUCGGGUCCUCAGAGACCAGUGGACGAAACAUCUAAGGACUGCUCUAAAAACGCACAGUCCAUUGCGCCCACACAGACUGUUGGUGUUUAUCAACCCCUUUGGAGGGAAGAAGAAGGGAAGAAAGAUCUACCAUUCUCUGGUUGCCCCUCUGUUUGAGCUGGCUGGUAUCAGCUCUCAUGUGAUAGUGACUGAGCGGGCAAACCAGGCCAGAGACCACCUCCUGAAGAAAGACCUGACGGGCUUUGACGGUGUGGUGUGUGUGGGCGGGGAUGGCAUGUUCAGUGAAGUGCUUCACGGUUUGAUCGGGCGGACUCAACAAGAGGCAGGCCUUUGUGAGCACGAUCCCGCUGUCACUUUGCAGCCUUGCCCGCUUCAUAUUGGCAUCAUUCCUGCAGGAUCUACAGACUGUGUGUGCUAUGCCACAGUGGGAGUGAUCGACCCUGUCACUUCAGCUUUGCACAUUGUCAUUGGAGACUCUCAGCCUUUGGAUGUGUGUUCAGUUCAUCAUGCCUCUACUCUGGUGCGCUACUCUGUGUCUCUGGUGGGCUAUGGCUUCUACGGGGACGUACUGGCAGAGAGUGAAAAGCACCGCUGGAUGGGACCUCUCAGAUAUGACUAUUCAGGCACGAUGGUGUACCUGAGCAACAGAAGCUAUGCAGGCAUAGUUCAGUAUCUGCCCGCAGACCCGCUGCUCUCCAGCCCCAGAGAUAAAACACGCUGCCUCUCAGGGUGCAGUGUGUGCUCCAGAAGCACAGAAAGACUUUUCCCCCACGCCGCAGAUUCAGGAUCCCUGUACAGCUCCCACCUCAGCCAGUUCAGUAGUGACUCAGAAGGCGAGUGGGUGAGUGUGGAGGGCAGGUUCAGGUGUGUGUCUCUCACUUGUAUGUCCAGCUCAUGUCCCAGGAGUCCUCUGGGCCUCUCUCCCUCUGCUCACCUGGCGGACGGAACAGGGGACCUCAUCCUGGUAUGGGACACUCACCCGCUGGGCUUCCUCAAGUUCCUCUAUAGGCACACGAGCACACAGGACCAGUUUGACCUGCCGUUUGUGGAGGUCCACAGAGUGAAGGCUGUUCGUUUCUCCGUCCCCUCCGGCAAAGAGGAGGAAGCGUAUGAAGAGAUUGUGGGGCAGAGCGGUGGGAUAGAGGAAGAGGAGAGAGGUGACGUGGAGACUGUAAGCAGGAGCGGCUCUCAGCAGCACCUGGCGGAGAGAGGCACGGGGCGACAGAUGACAAACGAGCAGAAAACGGCGAAUCCCUUUCUGUGCGGCCUGUGCUGCAGUAAAUCUCCCUCUGUGUCGGUGUGGAACUGUGACGGAGAGAUUCUGCCUUUCACCGAGAUCCUCUGCAGGAUUCAUGGCCAGCUGGUGCGUCUGUAUGCCAGGGGCAUCGAGGAUGGCACAGCCGCGCAACACUGCAGCGAGGAACGUGACAAGUGUGAAAGGAGAUGCAUCCUACACAAAUAGUCUCACCUAAGAGAGAAAGAGGGAGGCGAGGCUUAGGGUUUGGGAUUUACAGACAUGUGGCCUGUCAUGGCCAAAGAGUUCCUAAUAUUUAAGGUACUUUCAUAGGUUUUUCUCAUUGCAAUGAUGAAGAAAGAUUAUUUAUUCUUAAAUCAGUGUGUGUGUGUUCAAUACUACUCCUUCAAACACUAUAAAAACUUACCUGAAGUGCAGGUUUUUUUUUACUUAUUCAGUCCAGCACUGUGUACAUUGUGUGUAUGCAGCUUUUUUUAUGUACAUUUUAUUCAUUUUCACUUGAGGUUCUAGAGAAUAAAAUCAUGGUAAAUGACACACAAAAAGUGUCUUUAUACAAUAAAAAGACUGAUCUGACUCUUUUUAUGCUUUAUUGUUGCCAGCAUUAGAUUUAUCAGCACAAACAGCUUCCUUUGUUUUGGACAUAAACACGUGUGCAGUAGUUUUUUUUUUUUUUUUAGUGUCAUCCAAACUAAACUGAAACUCCAUUAUUUGAUUACUGCCUACAGUGAAUGAAAGAGCACACAGAAGAACAAAUGCAAUAGUUUCAGAGAAGUUGUUUAAACAAAUGUUCUUCUUUGCUCCACUUCCCAUGGCCCUCCAGGUCCUGGCAGGAUGGAGUAGUUUAUGAUUGAUCAGAGUGAGCGUUUGUGUGCGUGUGUGUGUGUGUGUGUGUGUGUGUGUGUGUGUGUGUGUUUUCCCAGCUAGGCCGCGCACCUGGUAGAGACAGACAUAUGUGGUAAGAAACAGUCUGCUUCAGGAAGUUGAAGGCAAUUUAGUUGAAAAGCAAACUGAAGUUGAGACGUUGACAGACAUUGUGAGAGAUGAAUCUUUACAAAAUGUUAUUAACAGUUAUCCACAGUUUUCUUUUUUUAAAUUUGAUUUUAGCGCAAAACCCUUACCUGGAAGUCGUUCUCAACUGAGACGGGACAUUUAAACGUGCCUCCCUCACAACUGACUGUGAUUAAGAGAUCCACCUGUUCAAACCAGACCAACAAGCCCUCCUGGUGUAAACACUACCUGGUGUGGCAGCUUUAUGCGCAUAGCGCUCAGUGUCAUGGUUUAGUGAUGACUAUAAACACUGACCUGCUGAUUGCACAUAACAAACUGAUACUCUUAACAUUCAAGUGAGUUUAAAUAUUGAUCCUUCACUCACUGGAUCUAACAA
Molecule: messenger RNA, 3655 nt
Organism: Seriola aureovittata
Lineage: Eukaryota; Metazoa; Chordata; Actinopteri; Carangiformes; Carangidae
Product: ceramide kinase family protein
Exons: 16
Coding region: 715-2478 (587 amino acids)
Molecular function (GO): kinase activity
Source: RefSeq, a predicted model, not a curated record